GGAAUACCUAGUGUUUGGACUGUACCUUCCUCGGACACCACGCUCUCAACAGCGUGCGCCUGCGACUCGAACACGGUCGAUCUAGCCAUCGGUUCUCGAUGUCACUUCUCAUUUGGCAACGUACAACCAACAACAUGGUGCGCAUUGCCGCGAUCGCUGCCGUCGCCACGUCGGCAUCCGCCACCACCAUCUCCGAGAGCACCUUUCGUGCCCUGGAAACGCAUGGGGUCGUCGAUGUCUUGGUCACCUACAAGGCCGGCGUCGGACUCACUACGCUCAACACCGAGUCAUUGCCGCGGAAAGCCCGCGCCCAACAAGUGUUUAACACGUUGACGAAUGAAAACUUCGCCAUCACCGAGUCCGCUGUGGAGGUCGCCAGAGCCGCCGGCGUCAAGUACACCCAAUUCUGGAUCGACUCCGUGGUCGCAGUCGAAGGUGCCAACGAGGAACUCGUCACCAAGUUGGGUGCCCUCCCGAACGUCGUCAGGGUGUCCCCCGUGGAAGAGUACGAGGCGCCAACCUUCGAUGUCGACAUCGUCGCGACCAACGAAUGGGGUCUUGAGAAAAUCGGCGUUCCCGCAGCCUGGGCCCGCGGCAACAAAGGCAAGGGCAUCGUCGUCGCUAAUAUCGACACUGGUGUCCGCGGCACGCACGAAGCGCUCAAGGGCAACUUCCGCGCCUUGAACGGCUGGUACGAUCCCUCCACGAACUCGUUGGCUCCCACCGACCACAAAGGCCACGGAACCCACACAAUGGGGACAAUAGUCGGUAUCAACGGCAUUGGAGUCGCCCCGGAAGCCCAAUGGAUUGCGUGCGGCGCGUGCCCUGGCAAGUGCUCUCAAACUCUCUACUUAAAAUGCGCCCAAUUCAUCCUGUGCCCAACCGACACGAAUGGCCAAAACCCCGACUGCUCGCUGGCACCUCACGUCGUCAACAACUCAUGGAGCACCCGUCAAAACGGCAAAACGUGGUUCGAAGCGUCGAUCCUUGCCUGGCGUGCGGCCGGCAUCAUUCCCGUGUUCUCGAACGGGAACUAUGGUCCCAAUUGCAGUACUGUUGGCUCCCCGAGUGACUCCCCCUCAGUCAUUAGUGUCGGUGCCACGAACAAAGCUGAUGCGUUGGCCACAUUCAGCGCGAGGGGCCCAGACCCGCUCCAACAGCGAAUCAAGCCGGAUGUGUCGGCCCCCGGUACUAUGAUUCGUUCGGCUGGUUCAUCCAGCGAUACCGCGUACGUCACGAAGUCUGGUACGUCCAUGGCCGCCCCCCACGUCACCGGUACCAUCGCUCUGAUCUUGAACGCCCACCCUGGUGCGACGUACGACACCGUGUACAAAAUGAUCGCUGACACGGUCGAUACGAGCUCGUUGACGAUAUCCACGGCUAAUUGCGGAGGUGUGGACAACACCAAGUACCCCAACAACGACUAUGGGUACGGCCGUAUUAACGCCAACAAGGCGUCCGCCCCGGCCCCGACUCCCGAUCCCACCACGACCACGAGCUAAAUGCACAGACAUGUCCGAGGUGGUUUCACCCGCACACUGCUUCGGCAGCGUGUGUCGAUGUUUAAAUGAACUGUUGUUUGAUCGAAAGAACCGAUGGUGCAUCUGCG
Messenger RNA from Aphanomyces invadans, 1609 nucleotides. RefSeq lists its product as hypothetical. Gene Ontology annotation, molecular function: serine-type endopeptidase activity. The record is from RefSeq and is a predicted model, not a curated record. Lineage: Eukaryota; Oomycota; Saprolegniomycetes; Saprolegniales; Verrucalvaceae. The transcript has a single exon. Gene Ontology annotation, biological process: proteolysis. Bases 99 to 1502 code for a protein of 467 amino acids.